AUGGCUGACCAAACCAACACAGCUCUCGUCGUACGCGUGAGCGGACAAACGCCUACUUUAUCGAAAGAGGCCAUUCAGCGCCCUUCUCCCGCAGCAAACCAAGUGCUUGUGCAGAUAUCCCAUGUCGCCCAGAACCCCACAGAUGUGCAAUCUUUUGAUGGGAAUGCCUUUGGUGAUGGAGUGGUUCUUGGAUGUGAUUUUGUUGGCAAAGUCGUUGAGCUGGGAAAGGAUGUCACGCGGUUGGCCAUAGGAGAUAUCAUUGCGGGCUUGAUCUGGGGAGGUGAAACCAAGGGUCUGGGUGCAUACAGCCAGUACUGUGUCGCUGACGAGAAAAUCUCAUUCAAGGUAUCUAAGAGCAUCUCCAGUGAGCAUGCUUGCACUGUCCCAUUAGCGUCGGCAACCGCAUGGCUCGCUUUAUUCGCUAAAGACUGCCUCAACCUCGACCGCUCUCGGGCGAAGGGUACUAGCGUACUCGUUUGGGGUGGCAGCUCGAGUGUGGGUUUAUAUGCCAUCCAGCUCGCUUCCUUUUGCGGCUUCGAUGUGGUAACCACUUGUAGCCCGAAGCAUGCCGAUUUGGUCCGUUCCUACGGUGCCAAACAUGUGUUUGACUACAAAGACAAAAAUGUGGUUGAGAAGAUCCAUAAUGCGGUCCCGAAUCUGAAGCACGCUUUCGAUACUAUUGGGACCACCGAUUCCUCUACUGUCGCUUCCCGUGCGUUCCGUGCGGGACCUGGCAACCUAUGCACAGUGCGCCCAGGGAAGGCUAAUACCCAAGAUGUCCUUCCCGGUACCCAUAUUACGGACGUGCUUGUGUGGACUGCGUUCCUGAAUGAUCAUAGCUAUGGGGAAUUCAAGUGGCCUGCUUCAAAAGAAGACCACGAACUUAGCUGCGAACUUUUUGAAAAUCUGCCAUCCUGGCUGGAGAAUGGUACGCUUAAGCCGAGCAAUCCGAAAGUCCUUUCCGGAUUGGACGCUGUUCCAGGUGGAUUUCAGGAAUACAGAGACGGGCAGAUUUCUGCCUACAAAAUAGUUUAUAGGCUGUGA
Molecule: messenger RNA, 1044 nt
Organism: Penicillium vulpinum
Lineage: Eukaryota; Fungi; Ascomycota; Eurotiomycetes; Eurotiales; Aspergillaceae
Product: zinc-binding alcohol dehydrogenase family protein
Exons: 5
Coding region: 1-1044 (347 amino acids)
Molecular function (GO): oxidoreductase activity, acting on NAD(P)H
Source: RefSeq, a predicted model, not a curated record